UUNCAUAAAUAAUCCUUGUAAUAUUCAAAGUGUUUUAUUCUAAAAUUUAAGUUAAAUUGAUUAAAGUAAUAACAUUCUUAUACUUACUUUUAAAAUGUGUAUUUGUUCAAAUCUGUUUAAAAUGUCUUUCGCAUCCCCCAUGGUAAAAUCAAAAUAUGUAAUUCUUUCAGACAAUGAAUUCUGAACUUCUUAACAUCUUUGUCUUGUGAACUAUACAUACUGAUUGUGAAGAAAUCUAUUACAUAAAAAAAUACAGCUUUUUAUUGAUUAAAAAAAGCCCUACCCAAGAUGAAGAAAUAUGCAUUUUAUGAUGUCUUACUAAAGACUGAGCACAAUUAACUUUGAGCACUAUUUGUUAUUAAACUUUAGCUUGCAAUCUCAAAAUCUGAUUUUUAAUAUCUUCAACCCAUUUAAAGGGACUUUCCUUUAACUAUGACUAAUUUUAUCCAUCCAUUUUAACCAAGCAACUAAUAGAAUCAAGAAUUAUUCAAACUUAUCACAACACCUUGUUCUAGAGACCAAUGAUAAUUCAGCAAUUGCGAAUAUCAGAAAUUUCACUCUUUUGAGUAAAAUAUUUUCUUCGGUCCUACCAUAUACGUGUUGAAACUUGCAAUUGCUGAAUUCCAUUGUUAAAAAGAUUAAAGAUAUAUAUUCUCAGUUUUAUGCUAGUUUAAUAGACAAUAGUUAUUACUUCUUGAGUUGAAAAAAUUAUAAUAGAGUAAUUUUUAAUAUUAAACAUAAUUUAUAUUUUAGUUUCACCAUUUUGAAAAUUUAGAUAAAUUCGUCAUUUUAAAUAUCAAAUACUAAAGCAAUUGUAUAUUUUUAAUAUUAAUACCACUACACAACUUCUAAUAUUCACUCUCAGAUAAAAAUGGAGAAAGUUCUUCCUUUCCAGCUCAACUAUGCUUACAGCUUAAUAUGGGCGUAGAACUUAUAUGUGAGGAGUGUACUCAAAGAAAUCCUAGAACUCCAGUACGAACUCCAUGCUGCAGGAGAACACUCUGUAGACCUUGUUGGUUUAAGGGGUUGACGAGAAAUCUACGAAAAUGUUGGUUCCCUGGUUGCUCAGAAGCUAAACUAUCCUAUGAUUCAUGUAUUCAUAUCAAACCCACGGACACAUUGAUAUCUGUUAAUUCCCAACCAGAACCAUCUGACAAUGUGGCAACCAAAGAAGUCACAAUCUAUCUCCAAGGCCAUAAGACUCUGGAAAGGGAACCCCUGGCAGAUAAACUUGAUAAAACCCCAAAUGAAAGUCCAGAAAAUAAAUUUACAUCUAAAACAUUUACUCCAACUAUUAAAAAUCCGGUGGUCUUACUCCCAAAAAUCAAGAUUCCAAUCGAAUUUUCUGCGGAAAAUCAACCACCUCAGCAUAAUAAUAUAGCUCCGAUAGUUUCUAAAAUUCUAGUUCCAGAAGUUUCAACCCCAAAAGUUGAUAUCUCAUCAUCUGCAGAGACUGAAACCCCGCGAAUUAAACCUGAAAAUGAAACACCUCAAGUUCAAACCCAAACACAGUUAUCGCCUACAGUUCAAAUUCCGACAAUUACCCCUGUCCUCGAGACUCUGACACCCUUGUCGCCGAAGGGUCAAAUCCCGAUAAAGAAACCCCCUGUUCUCGAAACUCCGACAACCUUGUCUGUUAAAGUUCAUUAUGGGAAAAUUCUAGCUCCAAAAAAGAAAAAAUGUUCUUCCGUAAACUCUCCAACUUCGAAACCUGCAACACUAAAGGCUGACACUGGAAAUUCUACAACAUCUAUAGUUCCAGCAAGUCCAGGUUCGACAGCUUGGUCUCCUAAAAAACUUGUUCCACCAGUUGCACCGACUGCAACGCGUGAUUCUAACAUUGUCUGUGAGAAAAAUGGCGACUCUGAUCUGAACCCUAUCCUUCAACCAUAUAACUCUUUCAAACGUUUGUAUUCAGAUAAUAAACCUGAUUGUGUUAUUGAUCUGGUUACAACCGACCUACACAAUAAUUCAAUUUAUAGUAGUUCUCUUUCUAAUGAUCCCUUAGACAAGAAUAUAAAUGAAAAUAAGGCUCCUAAAAAUUUAGAAAAAAUGGCCGUCACAACAAGUAAAUCUUUUGAUCUUAAAAAAGAAUCAUGUAAUCUGAAGUUAUCUAAAACUGAAGAAAAAAAAGCAGUGAUCAAAAUAAAUAUGAAAAAAAUCAAGAAGAUUUCUGUGAAACAUACGAAAGCUGAUAAGAAAAGUUCAUGUCGCAAAAAUAAUAAUUAUAGAAAUAAAAUAACAACAGAAGAGGCUGAAUGUGAAUCUAAGAAGCCAAGAAGCAAUAUAAAGAACCAUGACGAUGAUGAUGAAUCUUCAUAUUCACAAAACUCAAAUUUAGAACCAGACAGUUGCGAGGUGCAAGACAAAUUAGCUAGAGAUGUGAACGAGAAAAUGUUAGAACAAAGAAUUAAGGAAAAAGCUGGAACCACUAACGACGAAUAUGGUUUUGAAAAUGAUGUCGACAUUUCUGACAAAGGACCUGAUACUGACGUACAAUCUGCUUUGGACAUGUCACCUCCAACUGACCUCCCUGUAGUUGCAAACAUCUCAAUCAGCGCAACAACUCCCCUUGUCAACACAUCUUUGGUGGACUGUUCAUCAUUAUCCAACGAUAUUCAGGAGAAGUCUUCCUCUGGCUCGACAUCUUUCCAGGAUAAAUCUUCAGAAAAUUCAUUUUCUGUUUCGGACCCAAUUUUAACUCACAUUUCAACCGUUCAGGAAACUUUAUCUGUAAACAUAUCUUCUGUUGCAGACACAUUUUCAGUGGAAUUUAGAUCAUCGGAUCUGGAAAACCUGGAAUCAGAAACAUCUGUAACAAAGAUAUCUUCAGUAGCUGGCAUAUCUGUUCCCAACACCAUUGACGCAAAAACAUCUUCAGAAAAUGCAGUUUUGAUAGAUAGUCCUUCUGACGUUAAAACAAGACCAGAUGCUCAGGUAAGUUUAGAGAACACACUUGAAGUAACUGAAGUAACACCCACUAAUCAAGUAAAAUCCGCUACUGAAGUAACACCCACUAAUCAAGUAAAAUCCACUACUGAAGUAACACCCACUAAUGAAGUAAAAUCCACUACUGAAGUAACACCCACUACUGAAGUAACACCUACUUCUGUAGUAACACCCACUUCUGUAGUAACACCCACUACUGAGCUGUAUCAUGAUCUGCCAGCAGAGAACAAGAAUGUUGAGAUCAAAGUGAAUAUUAAAGAUGAAACUCCUGUGAGAACUACUUUAGCAGAUUAUCAAGAGUUUAUAGAACCUGAUCAGAAACUGUCAAGCAUUAAGCAACCCUUCAGUCUCCCUGACAGACCUGAUAGCAAACAGCAUUGUUUUAAAUCUAGUCCAGAGGUUCAUCAGGACGAUGUUGUGGAUGAAAGGUUUGGUCCGGAAGAUGUUAUAGCCCUGGUAUUCCUGGAUGUUCAAGUACUAAGCCUGGAAAAUACAUCUGACUAUUCUCAAAUUGGAGUUUACGUUCACGUCACAGGAAUCUCAGACCCGGAGAGGAUGACCUCCAAGAGUUUGCUGUUCCCUCUUCAACCUCCCGAGGUUGGAGAACUUAGUGUUAAAGUUUUUCUGAAACUUCUGGAGAAACUGAGGGUUCGAAUCUCAAGGUCCGACUCAGCUCAAUUCAUCAAGGAUAGUGAUAGGUUGGUAAAUUGCUUCAGUUAUAGCGCUGCCUUGGAUGAGAUCAUUCAAGAAAUCUCGUCCCUCCAAAGAUUCGUUCAGGGUUGUAUCUUUGUGUACACCUCGGAGAAACUCGUCUUUCCUCUACUACACUCUAUCCUUGACAAGGUUGGAGAUGGUUUAAUUGGAUUUAUUAAUCUUCAGGAGAUUUUUGAAGAAACUUUUCACGGAGAAGAAUCUCAAGAUCUUACCUCAAUCUGUCAAGAGGUUUUAUCAGAUUCAUUUGAUCUCUCCGAUACUCAAGAGACAACCAUUGUUCUCUUUAAUCUAGUCAAACACCUGAUGAACCCGGAUUUUGAUAGUUUCAUUGCUCCGUAUUGUAAGUAUAGUUCUGCUAUCCGAUCUACAGUUCAAUGGAAGGAGUUCAGUUCAGGACUGAGAUCUGAAAACAAUUCUAACAUUCGAUUACUGAGUAGUUUUCAAGAAAACCUUUUCUUUGAAUUAUCCCUCUCAACUGGUGAAGUUCUACAGGAUACCCUACCACGUAGAACCCUGGCAGACCAAACAAAUCUGCGUAGAGUUACAGAGAGAUCAGAAAUUCUAUCAGAGAAAGUUUCUUACAAAUCCCCUCUUCGCAAUGUAACAGAGCUCCAAGAAUCUAGUCCUGUAGGUAGUAUAUUCACAGAAGCAAACCAGGAUCCUAACAAUGAUCUGGAUGAACCGCAGGGGAGCGAUGAGUAUGAAGAGGAUUUCGGACAAACCCAUCUUUCUCUGAUUCAUUCUCACGACUGGAGACCAAUUCAGGAAGCCGUAGAGAAAACUAAUCUUCAAAAUAAGCUAAUUGUUGAGGAUUCCUCCUCCGGGUUGAGGUUGAACAACUCAAUCUUUGAUUUCUCCGGGUAUGAUCAAAUACCUGAAGAAGAUACCAUCCUUAUUCCUAAAGAAUCCGACAAGUGUACCUGUGAUUCAUUGAAGAUAUGCAAUAUGUGCCAGAGUUUCCAAGUGAAUGCAGUUCUAGGUUCUCCUGGUCGGUUUCACUCUGGAACAGUUCUCUGCCGAGUUCAAGACGAUGACGGAGUAAUCAAAGAUAAGUUUGUCAGGUUUAUAGACCGUAGCUUGUACAGCUCCCAAGAGUCUUGGGCUAAGGUUGAAGAUCAGAUUUGUAAGGUUCUUGACGGAAAAUAUAUAGUUCUUCUCCUCCAACAUUCGGAAACUAGAAUAAUUGAACCUGGAACUCUUUUAGGACUAUGUCAGAUUUGGCGUGGUAUUCCUCCCUCUUCCCAGCCUUCUUAUCAAUAUCUAACUCUACGCUCUAGUAUACAAAUUGAUUUGUUUACAAUACUUAACUGUAUUCCUGAAAGUCUGGAGCUAGCAGAUCUACACCGCAAACCUCUUUGUGUAAAUCUGGAGGAGUGUAUUCCUGGAACACUCAACAAUAAGUUUGCAUCCCUUGACCCCAAAGGAUUGAUAAAGAUAUGGUUUAAAUCGUCAUCUUUCAAAUCUCCUCCGCAAAUCGGUGAUAGGAUAGGCACAGUUUCAACCAAACUGGAACUCCAGGGUUUGGAUUCAGUUUGUUUGAAUCCAGAGGAGUCGAAACCUACUAAACCGAAACCUAGCCGUCCAGUUCUCAAACCACUAGUUCAGUUGGGAACCUUCAGAGAUACUUCGCGAGACGCCUUUGCUUCAGAAUAUAUCAAUCCUCCAAAUCCUUUAUAUUUAGACGCAAAACCUACCAUAGAUAUAAACCCCACGCAGACAUUACCUAAACGAAGGUUGCCUCAAAAUCCUUCUAAAACACAUCCGUCAUUGAAGAAGCCAAAGCUCGCGUUCGGCAUCAAAAAAACUUCUGCUUUUGUGAAAAGGAAUGUUUUAGAGGAAACAAAAAACUCAGUUUCGAAAUCUGGAGAUGAUAUUCAUCAGAAUCAAAACCGAUCAGCGUUACCUGGAGAUAAGAGAAAGAUCAAUGAGUCAUCGCAGCCUCAGUCCGUAGCUCAGCAAUAUGAGGUUUCCAAGUCCCACAACCCCUAUAUACCAGAUAAAAUCUACCCCGGUUCAAAUAAACCCUCCGGCACAUAUACAACGAUACCAGACAAUCCUCCCCAGUAUUCAAAUCUAGCGGAUACCAACCUGUCCUUUUCUCAGUUUUCACCACAACCCUCGUUUAGAUCUUAUCCACCACCUAGUCACUUUCAUUUCCAAGAGCAAGCUUGGAUUGGAGAUUCAAACCAGAUUUAUCCGACAGCUCCCUUGGUUAGUAUUGGUUCACAGUAUCCGUAUUAUCCUGGAGAAUAUGUCCAGGCUUCGUCUUCAACUAAUUCCCUUACAGCCGAGGGGGAUCCCCAACCUUCAAAUCAAGGUCUGAAUUUCAACCAUAGGAAUUUGAGUAAUCUCACAAUAAUCCCAACCAGACCUGACAACUGUAAACCCGUCCUGUCUCUCCCGAAGCCUAGACCUGCGGAGAACUGUAGGAAUUGUGUGUAUUCCAAUCUGGAGAAUGUUCUUGUUAAUGAGAACUGUGAACUAUGUCCAAACUGUCCCAUCCUUGAGGUAACUCUGCUCGAGGAAAUGACUCUCCUCGCCGGGAAACCAGUUUCAUGUACGCUCAAGGUUCAAGGGAUGUUGAAAGAAGGGGUUAUCAAGUUGUUCACCAGAGCAGGGAUAAUCUCCUAUCCGUCCUGUAUCCGAUCCUUCCCACCUCCAAACCACAAACAUCCGGUUCUUUUCUCCGUAGAUAAUUCUACUUUCACCAUGAACUUUGCCAAUCAUAGUCUAGAGACAACUCUACUCAGACGAGGAACCGUUGUCGCUGCGGCUCAACAAAUAUUUUUACGGAAAUAGCAUUUUUAAAACAUUAAACUAUAAUCUUGUCUGAAAAUUAUGUGUGUUAUUAUUUUUCCUUUAUUUUAUAUUUUAUGAAAUUAUUGAAAAUUCCUCACAUGCAUUGUAUAUUGCUUUUAUUGAAAAUUUUACUAUUAUAAUUGUACAACUAUUUUCGUUACUGGUGCUUCAUAUUUCUAUUUUCAGA
Messenger RNA from Eurytemora carolleeae, 6649 nucleotides. RefSeq lists its product as uncharacterized. The record is from RefSeq and is a predicted model, not a curated record. NCBI's taxonomy places the organism in Eukaryota, Metazoa, Arthropoda, Copepoda, Calanoida, Temoridae. Bases 919 to 6462 code for a protein of 1847 amino acids. The transcript has 10 exons.